UCUCCGGGCUGCUGGGGACACCGGAGGGCACCAUAUCUGUCGUGAAAUAGGACUAAUCACCUUAGCCGAGUUCAUAUUUAAGGCCAGGGGAAGUAACGGAGACAGUGUCUGCUGCAGGGGUCAGAUGUGCUUUUCAACCUGCAGGCAGAGGAGCGUCUGCAAUUGAAAGGCAGAAAGCCUUCCGGUGGACUUUCCGUGAGCAGCGUCAACACCAAGGCGUCUUCCCAGAGGAUACAAUGGACCCUGCAGAGCCUCGUAGAAAUAUGCCUGUGCCCGGCGAACCCGGCAGUCCAGAAGAAAGGUAUCUGUGCCGGUUAUCUAGUGGAAUGACACUAGAAGAAUUCCAUCAGUGGCGAGAGAUAUCGAUGAUAAAUCCCACGAUGGCCAUGAACCCUUUAUUGACAGCAUCCGGGCAGCAAAGGAUCUCACUGUUUCCCUCACCAUUUGAACCUCUGCCUGUGGAUAGAGAUGUAUUGCCUUCCACUGUGGCUCCAACUGACCCAAGACAGUUUUGUGUUCCAUACCAAUUUGGAUCCUCUGUUCAACCAAAUGCAAAUAUGCCGAACAUGAUGCCCAAUCGUGUCUACUCAGGUUGGGGCAUUUUACCACCUGAAUCCUUAAAAGCAAUGGCCAGGAAGAAUGAAAUGAUUCAAAGGCAGCAUGCUGCCAGGAUGGAAAUGGAAAUGCAUGCCAUUUACCAGCAAAGGAGAAUAGACAAAAUAAAUCCCAAAGGAUUUGCAGGCCUGAGGGUACCAUUCCCCUAUGGCUCCAGUAUCCCCAGUGGCCCAGCCACCUGCCAUGGCAGGAGCAUGCUCCCUGCCGGUGACCUGCACUUGCACAGACGCUCCCUGAGAAGUGUUCAUGGGAACCCCAUGCUAGUGGCAACUGGUCCACGCUAUCUAGAGGGGUGGGGGCAGAAAUGUCGUCGUCUCAGGAGAGGUAUGGGGAAUCAGAAAGUUCUAGACAGUGAUAUUGAGAGUUCCAAAAGUCAAGCAGAAGAAAUAUCCAUAGGCCAGGUUCAUGUGAUUCCCUAUGAAGAGGAUGAGUAUGCAAAAGACCCAGAAACGGAAGCUCUCAACAACCAGAAGUCAAGCGAAGUCAACGAAAAGCCAACUGCAGUUCUUGCCAACACCUGUGGAGAGUUGGAGCCCACCCACAGAGAACCCUGGGGAGCUCCUGACGCUCCCAUGGAAGCCAAGGCCUGGGAUGGUGGGAGAGAGGAGGUUGCAGCCUGUGGUGAAAAGAAUGGGGUUUACCCUCCAGUUCCUCAACCAUCUUUGCCAGGAACACAUGUACUGGUUACAAGAGGGGAGACUCUGUCUUUGGAUGCGGAUAUUCAGAAGUGGACCGUGAGUGAUGUGCACAGCUUCAUCCGUGGCCUUCCGGGUUGUUCAGACUAUGCUCAGGUAUUUAAAGAUCAUGCAAUUGAUGGAGAAACUUUGCCAUUACUCACAGAGGAGCACCUUCGAAGCACUAUGGGGCUAAAGCUAGGGCCGGCGCUAAAGAUCCAAUUGCAGGAGGCUGUGCUCGGAUCUGAUAUGUGUAAGUGCUUCCAUGAAGCCCAGCUGAGCUGUUAGAGCCAUGCCCCAUCUGCCAGCAUAACAGGACAAGGCUUCCACAGAAGCUGGUAGGAGGGUCGGGGAGUGGAGGUGGCCGGCUGAUCCCAGACAUUCAACCAAACAGGGUGGUUGUAGAGCCCAAGGGAUUGGGAAUGUCCAGGGGUCCAACGGAACCAGCAGAAUUGGAAGAUUCUGAGUAACCUCUGGAAGACGUAGGAGAUGAGCAGGCAGGAGUUCCUCAGACAAGGUAUCUUGGUGGAUAAGAAAAACUCUCAGUCUCCAAAAUGGGAAUCACAGGCAAUAUUCUAUAUGGAGAGCCUACUAAGAAGGAAACCCUUUCUCCAGAAUAGAGGCUUAGAAGGUACACCUGAACUGAGCAUGAAAGGAGUAGGAGGAAAAAAGAAUUACUGGUAUUUGAGAACUCAAAUAGUAUUAACAUGGAGGAUGCUGGGUUUGAGCUGUGACAUUGUGAACACAGCUCACAUAGAAUAGAAUAUAGAAUCCCUGGGUCCCAUUCAGGUUUGUGUAGGAGCCCAAUGGUUAGUGUUGGGCACUAACUGUCAUAACAGCUCCAUUUCUGUCUCAACACUAAGUCAACGGCAGGCCAGCUGUGUGCUGAGGUUGUCCAAAGAAUUCCAGCCUUUAGCCAGGAGAAGGACCGGCUGGGUGUUGGGGAAGGUGGAGGGGGGUGCCUGUGGGACCUCUUGUGAGACCAUUGAAAAGGGAGAGGUGGAGUGAACUCAGAGUGAAAAGAUUAUGUGUACAGAUGAGCCACAGCAGAACUAGGAAUGGGAAUUGGAAAGUUGCUACCACCUUGAUAGCCAGUUUCACAGCAGUGACCACUGUAUGAAUCUGAGAGAAAGAAAAAGGCCACUGUGUCCUAGAAUCGUGUCCCCCAAAACUAUAUAGAUGCCCAUGCCUGAAAUUACCGCAGCCUCCCUGCCUCUGUGGCCAAUCACAGUAUGCUGGGCUAUUGAAAGAAUUCAUAGGUUUAAUUACUAUAAUUAUUUUGUCUUCAAAGGUAUCUCAGCAUAUGGAAAGUAUGUUCUACAAGAAAAGUUUUUCGCUUCCUACCCACAUGAAACAAGCAUUUGACCAACCAGCAGACACGUCC
Molecule: messenger RNA, 2673 nt
Organism: Myotis davidii
Lineage: Eukaryota; Metazoa; Chordata; Mammalia; Chiroptera; Vespertilionidae
Gene: SAMD7
Product: sterile alpha motif domain containing 7
Exons: 9
Coding region: 237-1577 (446 amino acids)
Molecular function (GO): protein binding
Source: RefSeq, a predicted model, not a curated record